This is a messenger RNA of Penicillium diatomitis, 489 nucleotides long. RefSeq lists its product as uncharacterized. NCBI's taxonomy places the organism in Eukaryota, Fungi, Ascomycota, Eurotiomycetes, Eurotiales, Aspergillaceae. The transcript has a single exon. The coding region runs from base 1 to 489 and encodes 162 amino acids. The record is from RefSeq and is a predicted model, not a curated record.
AUGUUUGUGUCAUUGGCGAAAAAUCUGGAAGUCGAGUUCCUGCUGUGGUGGCACGUCCUGAAGAACAUGGACAUGGAGAAAGGCCAAUGGACCCUGGAGCAGCGCGACGUUAAUGAAGCCAAUUUCUUCCCGCAAGGUAUAUGGAAGGAUCUGUCGAUCUCAAUAGCUGGCAUCGAAAUCCUAAGAAUGCGAUUGAGUAAGGUGCUGCUUUCGCUGAUCGCUACCGAGCUACCAAACUUGAUUAGAAAGAUCAAGAAGAAAUUUGGCCAGUGCAGAUUUUGGCUUCGAAGACUUGGUGAACCACGGAUUACCAUUGACGAGCAGAGGUCGUAUCUUUUGAAUAUCAGUCAGUCACUCCAGGAGCUUAUGAAAGUGGCUACCGAUCGGACAUACAACGAUCUCUUCUUCGGGGAUGCCCGCUCGAGCAACGGGUAUCAUAAGAGAAUACGAGCCAUCGUGCAAAAUUUCAACGAAGAAUUUGCCGACUGA